AUGGCGCCUGCCCGCAAAAGAAAAACCCGCUUCUCGACAAAUACAUCCCUCGAUUUCCUCAAUAAUGUGUCCACCAUAGCACCGACUACAAGGAGACACACCGCGCGACACGACAGCGUCUAUGAUAUCCCCACCUCGCCCGAACCACGAAAGACUUCCCGCAAAAGCGAACCCCAAGUAUUAAGGAGGCCUCGUACCCGUCAGAACAAAAGUACGCCGACUCCCGAACCUGCCAAGCCCCCCGAGUCCACUCGCGAGCCGGAGAGCGUUGAAGUAGCGGGCGCAGAUCAGCCGUCAUCCGACGCGGACGACUAUCAUGAUGCUGAGGUGAAGUUUUUUUCGAGUGACGAGGAGGAAGAAGAACGAAAUAGCCGUGCAGAUGAUCCUCGAACCGAAGGAGCCGAGAUUCUAUUCGAACGUUGGGAAGGCAAUGGCGAUGAGGGUCAGGAAGACGAAGAUGAAACCGAAAUGGACGCAGAAGACGUCGCAAAUGAUACAUCCACUCUGCCGAGACAAGACAGCGCAGAACACAGCGGGCAUGCCGAUCAGAUCGAAGAGGGUCCGAACGACGAUUCAUCGGUCCACUCUCAGGGUUCUCAUCAACUCGUGCCAUCACGAAGGAACAUUGAGAUCGUGAUCGAUAAUAGUCCAUCGGCCCGGAGCUAUCUAUCUCAUGGGUAUGCUGAGACUAUUCAUGAUGAGACCAUUCACGAUGUCAAUGAUCAAGAGUUUGAAUCCCAAACGCAACCAGCCGAGCAAAUAGCAGCCAAGCGGAAGAAAGAAAUCGAUCCCAACGUACAACUUAUUCGUGAUCUCCGCCAUUGGUUUGUCCGGGAAGUCAAGAAAACCAGUGCGGGUCCUGGAUGGAACACGCUCAAUGAAAGAGGACGAGGCUUGAAAGGAUAUGCCAUAUCGCCACGACCGAAAUAUCUCGAAUCUCUUUACCAGUUGUUUGCUGAGUAUCGAAAUCUUUACAAGGAAGCUAUAGAGCGUGGCGGGCUCACCGAACUUCUCCGGAAACAGCUCGAGAAUAUUAAAGAAUCCAUUGUGACCGAGGUCAGGCAACUCUUCGAGCAUGCAUCAGAGGUACUGCAAGAAUCCAUUGUGCUGGAUCAGUUUGAAGCGCAUUUUAUACCGAAGAUGGUCAUCUUGACUCAACUCGGUUUCCGGAUAUACCGAAUAACAGACGGGCAGGCCCAUGACCAACUGCAUCAGACAUUAGAUCUGCUGUCGGUAUGCAUAGGUCUUAUCAAACGAUACAUGGGACUUCUCACGCCACGUUACCGAUCUGGGACCCUUGCCCAACCACUUCAACGUGUUAUGAAAGCUCUGGAAAAUGGACAGUUGAGGGCCCACUGGCCUGCUUCGGCCAACGACCAGCACGAUUGGGCCGAUAUCCCACCUGUGACUCAUCGCUGGACGGUGAAUGAGGAAAGAGUAUUGAGACAUGGGAUGGUUCGAUAUGUUGAUGACGGUCAGUAUCUCCCUAAUUCUUCUGUGAUGGCCCAUGAAACCAUUCUCAUUCGAGUUUAG
Messenger RNA from Penicillium cosmopolitanum, 1533 nucleotides. RefSeq lists its product as uncharacterized. Bases 1 to 1533 code for a protein of 510 amino acids. The transcript has a single exon. The record is from RefSeq and is a predicted model, not a curated record. Lineage: Eukaryota; Fungi; Ascomycota; Eurotiomycetes; Eurotiales; Aspergillaceae.